This is a messenger RNA of Suillus paluster, 735 nucleotides long. RefSeq lists its product as uncharacterized. Lineage: Eukaryota; Fungi; Basidiomycota; Agaricomycetes; Boletales; Suillaceae. The transcript is spliced from 4 exons. Gene Ontology annotation, molecular function: RNA binding. The record is from RefSeq and is a predicted model, not a curated record. The coding region runs from base 1 to 735 and encodes 244 amino acids.
AUGAUCACAGAUUCUGAGGAUAAUUCUGCACAACCUCCGCAAGCAGACAAGGACGACUCAUCUUUGAACGCUCAUCUCUGGUUUCCAGAACCCGAAGCUCCAGAGCCAGUUGUUGCAAUACCUCAGGCAUCUGGUUCGUCUUCGCUAUUGAGGGAUCGUCUGUAUAUUGGAAAUCUACACCCCACUGUCGACGAAUAUGCUCUGCUACAGGUCUUCACCAAGUUCGGCAAAGUAUCGAAACUCGACUUCCUCUUUCACAAGACGGGUCCGAACAAAGGGAAGCCUCGCGGAUAUGCAUUCCUACAAUAUUUGCACGAAGGUGAUGCUCAAACUGCAUUGGAAAGCAUCAGUGGAAAGCUAUUUCGGGGUCGUAAGCUGGUAGUAACUUUUGCUCAUCAAGCUCCGCUCGAACAGCCCGGCGGAAUUCGACAGGCGGGCAGGGACGAGAAGAAUAGAUACACGGCCGACUACCCUGAGUAUGAUGAAGAGCGGAAUUCAUACUCGGUCAGAAGGCAAGAUUGCGAUGAUGGAGGCGAAGUUACGCCAGAUGGAAUCGAGCACCACAAAUCCGUUCAACUCGUUACCACCAAAACCAUCGCCACCGACUACAUCAUUGGUUCCAGCCUCAAGGCAGUGCAUUGGUGCGGGAGGCUCUCUCUCCUCCAGACAUCCCGUGCGGCGUCCCACCACGCGUGUAGAACCCACCCCCCAUCCAAGGCCUUCUGUGGAGGCUGA